Colletotrichum abscissum is the source of this 282-nucleotide messenger RNA. RefSeq lists its product as uncharacterized. Lineage: Eukaryota; Fungi; Ascomycota; Sordariomycetes; Glomerellales; Glomerellaceae. Bases 1 to 282 code for a protein of 93 amino acids. The transcript has 3 exons. The record is from RefSeq and is a predicted model, not a curated record.
AUGGCUCCGCCUUUGAACUUGCUAAUCCGCGCCCUCGUGGCCUUCGAGGAUGUGAUUAUCCGCCAAAUCCUUCGAAGUCCUGGCUUCCACCGCGGCGUCGGUCGAAUCCACCGAUACGUCGACGAGAAGCGGAAUGGGCCUAUGCCGCAUGAGCCGCUGCGCCAAGGACAGGCGACUGCGAAUCCUGAAGACCGAGGCUUCUUGCAAUAUUUUAUCGAGGAGCUGAAAAAUCAGUUCCGGGGAACGACGAAUCCGCCCCCGCCAGGGCCGCCGAAGCGAUGA